Messenger RNA from Ziziphus jujuba (common jujube), 1557 nucleotides. RefSeq names its product tocopherol O-methyltransferase, chloroplastic. The transcript is spliced from 6 exons. The record is from RefSeq and is a predicted model, not a curated record. Gene Ontology annotation, molecular function: S-adenosylmethionine-dependent methyltransferase activity. Gene Ontology annotation, biological process: methylation. The coding region runs from base 165 to 1301 and encodes 378 amino acids. NCBI's taxonomy places the organism in Eukaryota, Viridiplantae, Streptophyta, Magnoliopsida, Rosales, Rhamnaceae.
CUCCGUGGCCGUACGAUGGCCACGUUCAAUCCCAAUGAACCAUAAAAAUUAUAUAUUAAUCUUUUUAUUUUAUUUUAUUCUUCUGAAUUCUGACUGUCAGCGGCAAAUUAAAUAAAUAAAUAAAAGAAAGGAAAAAUCAAUCUUAUCUUUGGGUUCCACUUGCCAUGGCGUCGACUUCCACACUGAAAUUGGAUUUGUACAGGCAUUAUUAUUAUGAUAAUAAUAAUAAUAAUAAGGCCAUGGCCAAGGCCAAAGCCAAAGCCAAAGCCAAGGUCGAUGCCUUUAACAACAAAAUCAGGCUCAGGCCUCGCCUCCUCCUCUUUCCUCUGAAAUCAUCCAGGUCCACCGCCCGUACUACUACUGCUGCUGCCGCUACUACCACAACCACUCCUGUCAUGAAGAAGCUGACGGAUGAGGAGUUGCAGAAGGGCAUUGCUAACUUCUACGACGAGUCGUCGGGUAUUUGGGAGGACAUCUGGGGAGACCACAUGCACCACGGCUUCUACGACAUCGAUGCCCGGCCAUCUGUUUCCGAUCAUCGCACCGCCCAGAUCCGGAUGAUCGAGGAGGCCCUCCGAUUUGCCGGCCUUUCUGAUGAGACAGGGACAGGGGAGGAGGCAGAGGCAAUUAAUAUCAAAAGUGUGGUGGACGUCGGAUGUGGGAUAGGGGGCAGCUCUAGAUACUUGGCUGCCAAAUACGGGGCCAAAUGCGAGGGCAUCACUCUCAGUCCUUACCAAGCUCAUAGGGCCAAUGCUCUUGCCUCUGCUCAGGGAUUGGCUGACAAGGUUUCGUUCCGAGUAGCAGAUGCUUUGCAGCAACCAUUUGGCGAUGGUGAAUUUGAUCUAGUAUGGUCCAUGGAGAGUGGGGAACAUAUACCUGACAAGACUAAGUUCGUGAAUGAACUGGCUCGAGUAGCAGCACCGGGCGGCAGUAUAAUAAUAGUAACGUGGUGCCAUAGGGAUCUUGGGCCUGGUGAAGAAUCCUUGAAGGAGUGGGAGCAAAAUCUGCUGAAUAAGAUAUGUGAUGCAUAUUAUCUUCCUGCCUGGUGUUCCACUAGUGAUUACGUCCGCUUACUUCAAUCUCUUGCUCUCCAGGACAUCAAGGCAGCAGAUUGGUCUCAGAAUGUUGCUCCAUUCUGGCCGGCUGUGAUACGAUCUGCACUUACAUGGAAAGGCUUCACUUCGCUUUUGCGCAGUGGAAUGAAAACAAUUAGAGGAGCCUUGGCAAUGCCAUUGAUGAUCCAAGGUUACAAAAAGGGUGUCAUUAAGUUUGCCAUAAUUACCUGUAGAAAACCUCAAUAAAACAACAACUUGCAUUUCAACACCACUACUGCCACCACUACCCAAUCAAUUCCCAUCUUCUAUUUUCAUUAUUAUAUUUUUCCAAGUGAUAGCCACAUUGCUUGAAUGGAGGUGGGAUGCUCAUGCUCAGUCUCAUUCUUGGCUAGGACAGAUUUUUUAACCGUUCGCAUGCAAUGUCGCAUUUCAUUAGUUUUUUCUUUUCCAAUGUAUGUUUUUCUCACUUCUUGCGAUUUGGGAGGCCCUCAUCUUAAUUUCA